CAGAUAAUUCUUCACAUACAUAUAUCAAAUUGAAACAACCAUUUGCCACUGGGAGAUUACCUAUAGCCGUUUAAACAAACGUAUAAUCACGCCCGAGACGAACUCCCUUAUCUAAAGCCAUAAGGAGGUCGCUCUCAUUCUCUGACAAUUUCGUGCCACAGAAUAAACACAUACUAGCACGAAAUAUGGCAGGACACAACUCUAAGAAGUUUGAGAAAUUUAAGGUGACGGGUUCUGUUGCUGCACCAUUCACUCCCUUCCGCCAUAAUGGAGAGAUCAAUUUUGACAAAUUUGAAGAAUACGCCAACUACCUAAGAAAUCACCACUUUCAAUAUGCAUUUGUUAAUGGUACGUUAGCAGAGGGAAUGUCAAUGACCCUGGAAGAGAGAAAGAAGUCGGCAGAGGCAUGGGUAAAGGCGUCGAAUGGAAAACUAAGGAUUAUUCUUCAUGUUGGAACUAGCAAUAUCCGAGAUUCACAAGAACUUGCAAGACACGCUAGUGCCAUUGGAGUGGACGCUAUAGCAUCACUAAGUCCAUCAUUUUUCAAGCCUGCCAACGCGGAAAUGGUUGUUGAAUGCAUGUCAGAGAUUGCAGGGGCAGCUCCAGACUUACCCUUCUUUUAUUACUGCAUCAACUUUGUUACGGGAAUAUACGUCGAUCCGUCCAAAGUUCUCAAGCGAGCAAGGGACAAGAUUCCGAAUUUAGUCGGUAUUAAGCAUUCUUCAAGAGAAUUGAAUAACGCACAUAACUGUACCUUGGUUGAUCCAAACCGAUUCCAAGUUUUGAUGGGAACAGACUCACAAUUUUUACCAUAUUUCACUUAUGGUAUUGACGUUCCGGUAACUGCGCCUUACAUGGGAACCUUAUUCUACAAACUGAAAACUGCUUACGAUUCCGGAGACACCAAAUCAGCGCAAGCCAUUCAAAAUCGGAUUUUGGAACUAAAUAACAUUCGAGGAAAAUACGGGGCUGGAAUAGAAAUAGCCAAGACCAUGUUUGGUAUAAUUAGUGGAAUGGAUAUAGGACCGGUACGGUUGCCAAUCUCAAAAAUAACAACUGAGACAUACAACUCACUCAAGAAAGAUCUGAAUGAGUUUGGCUCUGUGGAAUAAUUGUAGAUAUGAUGAGACUUCUGAGUGAUUUUGCUUUGAUUUUUAUGUACAAGUGUUGAAGAUUUUGUUUAUUUCGUGGUUUGGGUACCUAAUGGAAUUAAAAAAGAAACAAGAAAAUUA
This is a messenger RNA of Magallana angulata, 1232 nucleotides long. Its product is annotated as N-acetylneuraminate lyase-like. Gene Ontology annotation, molecular function: N-acetylneuraminate lyase activity; 4-hydroxy-tetrahydrodipicolinate synthase activity. The record is from RefSeq and is a predicted model, not a curated record. NCBI's taxonomy places the organism in Eukaryota, Metazoa, Mollusca, Bivalvia, Ostreida, Ostreidae. Gene Ontology annotation, biological process: N-acetylneuraminate catabolic process. The transcript is spliced from 11 exons. Bases 186 to 1112 code for a protein of 308 amino acids.